Chara braunii is the source of this 879-nucleotide messenger RNA. The record is from the annotation of a GenBank genome assembly. NCBI's taxonomy places the organism in Eukaryota, Viridiplantae, Streptophyta, Charophyceae, Charales, Characeae.
AGGUUGUCAGUCAGGGGUUAGCGUCGACGUGGUGAGGUUUGGAACCACCACCCGGUUGUACACUUUUCACCAUGGUUGAGACCCGCAGUGGGAAGGGCACUAGCCCCUACACCAAGGAACAGCAAGAGAAGAUGGCCGCCUUAGUUAAGGAGAAUAAGGAGAGAAAAGAGCGCGAGAAGCAAGUAAAGUUAAAAGCUAUCGCAGACGAGCAGGCGGCGAAGAUGAGGGAAUUAGAGGAGGAGAUGGAGAAAAAGAAGAAGGCUGCUGAAGAAGAAGCGGCAGCAGAAGAAGAAAAAGAGAGAAUGAGAAUUGAGAGUGGAGAAGGGAUCAGUGGUGGCACGAUGAAGAGAGAUACAAACAUUGAGAUUGAGAGGAAGAUAAGCGAGUGGGUCGCUAAUUUAUCGUUGGGAGAAGACGAGGAUGAGAGGGCUACGCUAGCCAGUGAGCUAGCAGCAAUGACAGAUCCAAUGGAACGGCGAGAAAGGGGGGAGGAGCAGAAAUUGGCGUGGAAGCUGAGGAUGAAGAGGGAGAAGAAGAGGAGGAAAGAGGAAGUGAGCAAAUUGACCGCAGAGGUAGCAAAGGUGCAGGAGUGCAAGCAGGAAGUGUUGGCCCAACCAGAUGACAAGGCCAAGUGGGACAAGGUGUUGGGUUACCUGGAAGUGUUGAGCAAGACCGGGAUAGAGGAGCGUCAGGCCAGUUGGAGCCAAGACGUAGCGUUGAGUGCCAUGCGGUCGGGGUUCAGAGAUUUUGCGCGCAAGAUCGUCACCCACAUUGGGGGCCCUGUCAGGCAACUAAAGGACAAGGGUAGGGAAGUUUUGUGAGGGCGCUAUUGAAGGUGCCAAAGCCAUAGCCGUUGUAGAGGGUGAGGCCAGACCUCGC